Pistacia vera is the source of this 228-nucleotide messenger RNA. RefSeq lists its product as uncharacterized. The coding region runs from base 16 to 150 and encodes 44 amino acids. The record is from RefSeq and is a predicted model, not a curated record. Lineage: Eukaryota; Viridiplantae; Streptophyta; Magnoliopsida; Sapindales; Anacardiaceae. The transcript has a single exon.
AAAUUAGUCACUGCAAUGGCGGAGGAGACUAGAUGUUUGAGUAUUUGGAUGGAAGUUGCACCUGCCCUUCUCAUUUCCCCGGCUAGAAUUUGCGCUUCUCCGAGCCUGGAGACGAUUGAAGAAGAGGAAUCUGAGGAAUAUGAUGAUUAAUGAAGACUUGUAAAGUGGGAACUUUAGAUCUCUAAGUGUGUUCUGUCUGUUUUUUUUUACGAUGGUUCACGAGGUUCU